GCAGCCACACACACACAGCAAAAUGCCUGAAGCUGAGGUAGUUUACUCCGAUGUGAAGUUUGCAAGAGGAAAAAAGGGAGCCAAUGAGGCCGUUACCCCAUCGACUGACUCGACUUACUCUGAAAUCAAGAUCUCAAAGACUCAGCCAUCCACAGCAGAGCUGUCUGACAGUCCUCAACAAGCUGUGGUGAGCAAAGGGUCAAAGGUCACCUCAGAGAGAGUGGUUCUGAUGGUUCUCAGUGUUCUCCUGGCAGCUGCUCUCAUUGCUCUGUGUUUUACCACAUUUGAUAAAAGUAGAACUAACCAAGAGCUUGAAAAUCUGAAACUUGAAAAAACGAAGUGUGAAAGUAAUCUCACAGAGACUCUCUCUAAGAUGAAAUCAUGCAGCACGGUGCAGCCGACCUGUCCAGUACCUAAAGUAAUAAAUGAUUCUUGUUAUAAAUGUGAAGAAGGCUGGGAGCAACAUGGAGAAAAGUGCUAUAAUUUCUCCAUCAGUAAAUCAUCCUGGAAACAGAGCAGAGAUGAAUGUAGAGCUAAAGAAGGAGACCUGGUUAAGAUAGACAGCAGAGAGGAGCAGACUUUCCUGGAGAGAAGACUGAGAGAUUUAAUGACUGAAGAUGAGGACAAGUUCUGGAUCGGACUGACAGACUCAGCAGUAGAGGGCAGAUGGGUGUGGGUGGACAGAUCAUCACUGAAUGAAAGUUUGGUGUUUUGGAGUGGCAACGAGCCAGACAAUUGGACAGGGAAGAAAGAUGAACAUCCUGAAGGAGAGGACUGUGUGAGGAUAGGAGAAAAAGGCGGAGCUAAUGAGCUGAAGUGUUGGUUUGAUGCAUUUUGCUCAGAGCCUCACAGAAGUAUUUGUGAGAAAGCAGGAGUAACUGGAAAGCCUAAGAUUACAUGCGACUGAAAUUCACUUAGAAAACUCCAAAAGCAGGAGUAAAAGGACAGUUUAAAAAAGUAUAUGACUGAAAUUCACAUAUGAAACUCCAGAAUGGAGUGAAGCAUUUUUUAAAAUAAUGUCACAAACAGAAACAAAAUGAACAUAGUAAAAUAAACACGAGUAAUAUUUUGUAUCUGAUACUUUUCAGUUUUGAAGUGAUUUACACGAACAAGAAAUGUGGGAGCACCUGUGAAAUUCAUUAAACUUUUAAUAAUAAAUUAUCCUGUUUUUUAAACUUAAAGCCAUCUAGAAAGUUAAAAAGUAUUUUGGAUAGUGAAACAAUGAGUACAUCAUAUAAAAGAAGAACCUAUGAAUUAUUUAUUAUCACUUUUACAGGAAAAAGAAAGGAACGAAGAAAGAAAGACAUGCGUAGUGUUACAGUAGAAUAAGUAAUUCACGUCAGUGUUAUUAAAAAUAGGAAGUGAGUGUUAUGCCACAUUUAACAUUGAGUUAUCCAGUAUAAGAAAAGGACGCUGUGGUUCUCAGAGUUUUCAGUGUGAGAAGCUUUUUGCAACUGUUAUAAAUGAUCCACAUUUCUUAACUCUCACAUCUGCGGCUGAAAAACCUCUGGCAGUGUGGCACUGCUGUCUGUGCUCUCCUGCAUUGUUAUUUAUCUUCUCUGCGUGUUUUUUAUUUCAAAUGUGUGUGUGAAUUACAAGAAAUUA
Molecule: messenger RNA, 1605 nt
Organism: Pelmatolapia mariae (spotted tilapia)
Lineage: Eukaryota; Metazoa; Chordata; Actinopteri; Cichliformes; Cichlidae
Product: C-type lectin domain family 4 member E-like
Exons: 8
Coding region: 23-907 (294 amino acids)
Source: RefSeq, a predicted model, not a curated record